Messenger RNA from Phalaenopsis equestris, 1535 nucleotides. RefSeq names its product zinc finger CCCH domain-containing protein 9-like. The coding region runs from base 25 to 1146 and encodes 373 amino acids. The transcript is spliced from 3 exons. Gene Ontology annotation, molecular function: metal ion binding; mRNA binding. The record is from RefSeq and is a predicted model, not a curated record. Lineage: Eukaryota; Viridiplantae; Streptophyta; Magnoliopsida; Asparagales; Orchidaceae.
UUUAGGCAGUCCGGAAAGCCUGAAAUGCUUUGUUCUUCAUGGCCCUACAGGGGCAAAACGAAUUCUUUGCAUACGACAACGAAAAUGCAGCAUGGCUUUGUUUCUUCCGCCAAUGAAGAUCACAUCGUGACAUCCUCCAUGUCACCGUUCAUGUUCGUUCCACCCGAUCUCCGCAACACAUCUCCUCCAUACCAUCCAACUGGCAGCAAUUUUCCCGGGUUAUCUCCUAAGGUUUCCCAUCCUCUGGUCAACCAAUACUCUGUCUCCACACCGAUCCAAAUCUCAGGCAAGACACCCGUCACGCUUUCUCCAUCCCCAAUUUCUUUUGACAAUAAAGAUCCUGUCGUCAGUGAGAACAGCCGCCUCUACCUCUCCCGCCUCGCGCUUCAAUAUCAGCAGAUCGCCGACCGCUAUGAGUGCUGCCUCUCUCAACUCGAAGAAGCGGAACGGGAGGCGGAGACCGUUAGUAAGCAGAACUCCAAUCUACGCCGUACUAAUGAAGAGCUCUGUCGGCGGUUGAGCGUCAACUCCGGGAAGCAUAAAAGCAAAAAUCCGAUUACUGAUGCGAACUCUCCAAUGUGGCUCCUGAAUGACCACUUUCGACGCCUCUCUUUGGCAGAGCGGCCUGAUGAAGCGAGCCCCACGAGCGUGUUUGGAUUCCAGGACAAUCAUCUAGGGAGAAAAUGGCCAUCUGUGGAUGACAAACGCAUCACGCUGCCAAAAAGCAUCUCGGUCCGUUCUACCGGCUAUCUCAAGCUCCACCAGAUGGUAGGCAGCUGCUCUGAAUUCAACCGCAACCCCAGACAUCGUCCCACCACUCCUGUGAUGCAACAGAAAGUGCGCCUGGGCGGGGCAGAGAAGAAGGAUGGUGGAGAAGCAGAAGAUGCCGUGGAAUUCGAUGUGUAUAGCCAGGGAAUGUUUAAGACUGAACUGUGCAACAAGUGGCAGGAGACCGGGGGGUGCCCAUACCGCGAGCAUUGCCAGUUCGCACAUGGAAUCACUGAGCUGCGCCCAGUCAUCCGCCACCCACGCUACAAGACCGAGCUUUGCCGCAUGAUACUCACCGGAGAUACCUGUCCCUACGGCCACCGCUGCCACUUCCGCCACUCUUUGUCUCCGCAAGACCGUCUCUUCCGUCCCACCUGACCUCUCUUUGCGCUGCCGAUUUAUCCAACCAUUUCGCAAUAAAAUACAAAAAGAAAGCAAAAUUUCCAAUCAGCAGUUCCGGGGUCACAGUUCCGAAUUAGUGCAGUGAAUUUACUAUGAUUCAUAACGCAUUUGUAAAUGAGCAGAAAAGAAGGGGAAGUGGAUUGCCAGGCGAAUAUGUAAUUUUAGGUGUACAACUUGGUAUAUGGUUAAUUAGUAAGUAAUAACGGUAAACUUGCAUGGGUUUUAGGUUGAUGAGUGAAGGGUGGUGCGUGCCGUCAUCCCGGGGUUCAGUUUUUCUUUGCUUUCCUCGAUCAAACUGUUUUUUCAAAGAUUUCUUCCAAAGUUCCUCGAAAAUAUUUCAAUUGCUUGAUUUUGUUAUUUGUUUA